Melitaea cinxia (Glanville fritillary) is the source of this 832-nucleotide messenger RNA. RefSeq names its product troponin C, isoallergen Bla g 6.0301-like. Gene Ontology annotation, molecular function: calcium ion binding; enzyme regulator activity. The transcript has 6 exons. The coding region runs from base 110 to 589 and encodes 159 amino acids. Lineage: Eukaryota; Metazoa; Arthropoda; Insecta; Lepidoptera; Nymphalidae. The record is from RefSeq and is a predicted model, not a curated record.
ACGAAAGGCCAAACUCGUAAAGCAGCAGAAAUAACCCUGGACGCUGGAACCAGCAAACUCGCGGUCAGUCGUGUUGUGCGUCUCACAGUGCUUACUAGUGACAUCAAACAUGGUUCUGGACACAGAAGACUGGGCUGAUGAGCUCCCGCCGGAACAAAUCGCUGUACUGCGCAAAGCUUUCGAUGGCUUCGACCACAACCGCUCGGGCAGUAUUCCGUGUGACUUCGUAGCUGACAUCCUUCGAAUGAUGGGACAGCCUUUCAACAAGAAGAUCCUCGAGGAACUCAUUGAAGAAGUUGACGCUGACAAGUCCGGUCGCCUUGAAUUCCCUGAAUUCGUAACACUCGCUGCCAAAUUCAUCGUUGAAGAAGAUGCUGAAGCUAUGCAAAAGGAACUGAGAGAAGCAUUCAGAUUAUAUGACAAAGAAGGCAAUGGUUACAUUCCCACGUCGAGCUUGCGUGAAAUCCUUCGCGAGUUAGACGAGCAGCUGACGGACGAUGAACUCGAUGGUCUCAUCCAAGAAAUUGACACGGACGGCAGCGGCACUGUUGACUUCGAUGAGUUCAUGGAGAUGAUGACUGGGGAAUAAUUAAAUUUAUCUCAAUGCUUUUAUACUUUAAUAUGAUUUAAUUUUAAGUUUAAUUUCAUACAUUUUCAUACUACAAUCUUUCGAGUCUUGGAAUUGUUGAACUUAUUAAAACAUACGCAGUAAUCAAGUAAACUAAAGUAUUGUGUAUGUAUUGUAAAAAAUAAUCCCUUGUACUCGUUCUAUUGAUGCAUGUGGCUGAGAAAUAAUUAUAUAAACUUUAUUAAUAAAUCUUUUACUACACUA